Paramacrobiotus metropolitanus is the source of this 2656-nucleotide messenger RNA. Its product is annotated as U3 small nucleolar RNA-associated protein 14 homolog A-like. The transcript has 4 exons. Gene Ontology annotation, biological process: rRNA processing. Gene Ontology annotation, cellular component: nucleolus; small-subunit processome. The record is from RefSeq and is a predicted model, not a curated record. NCBI's taxonomy places the organism in Eukaryota, Metazoa, Tardigrada, Eutardigrada, Parachela, Macrobiotidae. The coding region runs from base 347 to 2437 and encodes 696 amino acids.
AUCAUGAAAAAAUAAAAUGGUUGACUUUAUGUUUCUGACUAUCAGCCAUCCUUUUAAAAUCUUAUUGCUUAUAACAUAAACAAGUUUUGAAAAACAAUUCCAAGUUUAAGAAUAGCUGGAUUUCGUCUGCUUUUCGGCAGAUCGGACUGGAUUUCGCCAUGAAUUGCUAGUACAGCUUUUAGUUAUAACUUGGGUACCCAGUGCACUGGUACAGUACCGACUUGUCACUUGUGAGUAGACUGUUGCUGGUUGCACCAUAUUUUCGUGGUGGCCAACUUGAUAAUCUAUCGACGCCUCACAAGUCACAGGAUCAUUCUGAGACACUCGACGGCACUUUCUGGUUAUCAUGGCGUCUUUAUUAGUGCCCAUCCAUCUGGAUGAGACCGAUGACAACUCCGCGGCGUAUGAUUCGGACGAGGAACCUGACAAGGGUUCGCCAGCGCAGCUGAAAGGCCGCCAGGCCACGAAACACGAUAAGCUGAUCAAGUCCAUUUCCCGACUGGAUAAAGCACCAGUAUCUUUGCGGAAAAUUGAGCGCACGGAAGCGGCGGCGGUGAUCAGCGACCAGAACCUGUCGGGCUCUUCGCUGCGCAGCGUUUCCAUCGGCGCUCUCCUCAAAAAGUCCGAUCGCUCGGCGGCGGAUGAGGCUGUCAAGAAGAAACUGCAGAAAACGAAACAAUCCCAGCUUCUCUCGGAACCGCUGAAACGGCAUGAGGCAGUGAAAAUCGAAAGGGCCGUCAACUACACGGAGGUUUCGAAAGAUUUGGGGAAAUGGGACAAAAUCGUCAAGAACAACCGCACGGCGGAAGGCGUGGUAUUCCCAUUAAACACCACCGCCAUCAUCCCGCAAACAGCAUCGGAAUUCGUCGUCCGCGAUCACACGAAGACCCCCUUGGAAGAGCAGAUCGAAGCCUUACUGGGCACUAGCAAAAACAACCUGACCAAGUCCACCGUCCUGACGGAAGCCGAGCGGGAGGCGUUGCAGGCCAUGAGUCUGCAGGAGGCGGAAAUGCGCCGGCAGGAACUGCAGAAGCACCGCGCCCUCCUCUCCUACAAGGAGCAGAAGGCCCGCUGGCAGUCUAAAAUAAAAAGUAAAGGCUAUCAUCGCCAUCUGCGCCGGGCCAAGCGCAAGGUGGAGGAGAGGGAGUUUGAGGAGUUGAAGACGACGAAUCCCGCGGCGGCGGCCGAGAAGCUGCUGCUGCUGGAUAAGAAGCGACUGCAGGAGCGAUUGACGCUGAAGCAUCGCGGAACCGGCAAGUGGGCCAAGUACAUGCAGCAGCGCGCGAAAACGGAUAAGGAUGCCCGGGAAGCGCUGCAGGAGCAGUUGCGGCUGAGUCGCGCCAUCACCGAGAAGAUUGCUGUGGAUGAUGAAGAUGACGAAAGCGACGUGGAAGACAUAGAACCGGAAGAUAAGGAAACCCAAGCCAUUUUGGAUGAGGAAGCAGCAGAAAACCCUUGGAUGAGUGCCACACUGGGCUCAGCAUGGGAAGAUAACGAUUUGGAGCAGGGUUUCGCUGACGCCCAAGGGACAGAAGACCGCAAUGCAAGGCAGCCCAAGCCGGCCGUUCCGCCCGUGAAAGCAUCUCCGGCCCACCCCGUGUCGACACGGGGAUCUCGAAAACGAGGUGGUUCUCCCGAGAAAGAUGAUGAUGAUGUUGUGGAGUUAAGUGGAGGCGGGGAACUGGUUAGCGAUACCCGCAAUACGGCGACGCCCAAUCCGAGUGGAGUGUCGGCGAUGUCGGAUACAUCCGCUACGGACUUCGAUGUAGAUCCUUCGAAGUUACUACUGGCAUCGAACGCCAAGGUGCGAAAGACCGUGAUUCCUAUGGCGGAAGAUGAGGAAGUCGAUGAGGUGGAGCUGGAAGAAAAUGACGCACAGCGCGAUAUUAUCGCCGAAGCUUUUGCGGACGAUGAUGUUGUGGCGGAUUUUUCCAAGAAGAAGAAAGAACUGGAAGACACGGAGAAGGCAAAGGACAUUGAUCUAACCCUUCCCGGCUGGGGCGAGUGGACCGGUGCGGGGACGAAGGGAAUUGAUCCUGCCAAGAGGAAACGCUUUACCAUCAAAGCACCCAGGGGGCCGCCGCGAAAGGAUCGAUUUCUACAAAAUGUAAUGAUCAGUGAAAAGCACGAUGAGAAACUGGUGCCUCAUCAGGUGAAAGAACUGCCAUUCCCCUUUCGUACUGUGGAGCAGUUUCACGGUGCUAUUCGCAUGCCGGUGGGAAAAAUGUGGAAUACGGAGGCGGCAUUCGAUGAAAUGACCAAACCAAAAUUUACUACGAAAAUGGGCGGCUUUAUAAAACCGAUGCCGGUUCACGUGGCAUCCAAGAAACGGAAGAGCGGGACUCUGGAAGAGACUGCGAAGGAAGAUAGCCUUGCUUUGUCCAAAAGCGAAGUGGUUAGAGCGAAAAAACAAACUGUAAAGAAAAAGAGGAAAUGAAGCAGUUUUAUUGAUGAUAUUAAAUAUCAUUAAAAAUUUUUAAAUGUUGAAGCUGUUGUUGGUGCUUUACCAGUAAAUGUAACUGUUUGAAGCUGUUAAACAGUUGCUCGUGUUUAUCAGAUUCUUAUUUUAUUUGGGUGCUGUCAGGCUUGAAAAAAAUAAUAUGAAAUUUCGCAUUGAAUAGUAAAGACCAGCACUGCUUUCCAGGCAUGCGGCAUG